Molecule: messenger RNA, 3652 nt
Organism: Serinus canaria (Common canary)
Lineage: Eukaryota; Metazoa; Chordata; Aves; Passeriformes; Fringillidae
Gene: CNGB3
Product: cyclic nucleotide gated channel subunit beta 3
Biological process (GO): monoatomic cation transmembrane transport
Cellular component (GO): intracellular cyclic nucleotide activated cation channel complex; photoreceptor outer segment; plasma membrane
Molecular function (GO): protein-containing complex binding; intracellularly cAMP-activated cation channel activity; cGMP binding
Source: RefSeq, a predicted model, not a curated record
AUGUUUAGAAAACUAAAAUCAGUAUUUUCUAGACCAAAAUUAGCACCUGAGAUAGCAGAUUGCAAGAAUGAAGGUGCCCCUCCACCACCAAAGGCAUCAACAGGCCAGGAUGAAAAUAAAACAACAAAUGAACCACAGAAAACAGAGGCCAACAAUAAAGCAGAGCCUAAACCAAAGCAACAAGAUACAGAAUCAGCAAAAGCACCUGAGCCUUCAAAACCUGAAAACUCAACUGAGCCACCUAAGACAACUCAACAGGAAGAGCAGGAACUCAAAGAUGGGAAAGAAGAUGCCAACUCACAGAAGCCACCACAUCCAGGUCCCCAAACAAAUGAGUUCGCUGAUGCCCAGCUUCAAGAGAUUGUCAAAAAAUUGCGUGAAAGGGCAAAUGUCUACAAGGAAAAGCUGAAUGACCCAGUGAUAUCUUCACCUGAAGCAAGUCCUCCAGCUUCACCAAAGAAGCCUCCACCCCCAGCAAAAGAUGAAAAAAAAGAUGAAAAAAAAGAAGAUAAAAAAGAGGAGGCAGAAGCAAAGCCAGAGGAGGAUCAUUACUGUGAUAUGCUCUGCUGUAAAUUUAAAAAACCUCCACUGAAAAAAUACAUGGAGUAUAUGAAGCUACCAGAUACCAUUGACUCAUACACAGAUCGCCGUUACGUGGCGUGGCUCAUGCUCGUGACAAUCGCCUACAACUGGAACUGCUGGUUCAUUCCCCUGCGCUACGUGUUCCCCUACCAAACCCCCAGUAACACCAUAUACUGGUUUGUCAUUGAUGUCAUCUGUGACAUCUGCUACCUCUGCGACUUGGUAAUUUUCCAGCCCCGAGUGCGGUUUAUCAAAGGGGGAGAUAUAAUAUCAGACAGAGCAGAAACAGAGAAAUUCUACCGCAGCUCUGUGAAAUUUCGGCUUGAUGUGAUAUCAGUGUUUCCAUUUGACAUUUUAUACUUCUUCUUUGGAUUUAAUCCAGCACUUCGAGCAAACAGGAUGCUAAAGCAUAACACAUUCUUUGAGUUUAAUGAUCGUUUGGAAGCUAUUAUGGAAAAAGCAUACAUCUACAGGGUCAUUCGAACAACUGGAUAUUUGCUGUUUAUCCUGCACAUUAAUGCAUGCCUGUAUUAUUGGGCUUCAGACUAUGAGGGAAUUGGCAGCACUAGAUGGGUGUACGAUGGCGAAGGAAACAUGUACCUGAGGUGUUACUACUGGGCCGUUCGCAGCUUAAUCACCAUCGGUGGCCUUGCAGAACCACAAACCCUCUUUGAGAUCAUUUUUCAACUGCUGAAUUAUUUCAUGGGUGUCUUUGUCUUCUCCAGCUUAAUUGGUCAGAUGAGAGACGUAAUUGGAGCAGCAACAGCAGGGCAGAACUACUUUCGUUCCUGUGUGGACAACACUGUCUCCUACAUGAACACCUAUUCCAUCCCAAAGUUGGUGCAGAAUCGUGUUCGAAUGUGGUAUGAGUACACAUGGGACUCUCAAGGAAUGCUGGAUGAAUCAGAAUUACUGGAGCAGAUGCCAACCAAAAUGCACUUAGCUGUGGCAAUUGAUGUGAACUUUGCCAUUGUCAACAAAGUGGACCUUUUCAAAGGCUGUGAUACCCAGAUGAUAUAUGACAUGCUGCUAAGGCUGAAAUCCAUUGUAUAUUUACCCGGUGACUUUGUCUGCAAAAAGGGAGAGAUUGGCAGAGAGAUGUACAUCAUCAAACAAGGUGAAGUUCAAGUCCUUGGAGGCCCUGAUGGUACCAAAGUCCUGGUUACACUAAGAGCAGGAGCUGUAUUUGGGGAGAUCAGCCUACUAGCUGCAGGUGGAGGAAAUCGAAGGACUGCCAACGUGGUGGCUCAUGGUUUUGCCAACCUUUUCAUUCUGGACAAGAAAACACUCAAUGAAAUCUUGGUGAAUUAUCCUGACUCAGAAAAACUUCUCAUGAAGAAAGCUAAGGUGCUGCUGAAACAGAAGGGGAAACCUCCUCCAGGACCACCAGUGCAAGAACCACGGGGCUUGGCCAGUCUCUUUGGGCAGAAAAAGGAAACUCCAAAAUUGUUUAAAGCAAUGCUUGGAGGAAAAGGAAAAGAAGGCCUUGCUAAGCUGCUGCAGCUGAAGAAACAAGAAACUCAGGAAGCUAAAGCUGAAACAGAGACCAAGCCUAAAGAAGAGGAGAAGAAACCUGUGGAGCCUGCAGUCCCCCCUGCACCCCCUGCUAAAAAGGAAAAGCCACAGGAGGAUGCUAAGCCUGCAGUUAUGCAGAGAGCAACCAGUAAGGAGUCUCUGAUCAUUAGUAUGACACCAUCCCCCAGAGCAGGAGAAGGAGAGAUCCUUAAAGUUGAAAUUAAAGAGAAAGAAAAGAAAUAGCUGGUGCUGUGGGGUGUGGCCCCACCUUUUUGUCUUGCUACAUUCAGACGGCUGGCCAGACAUUGCUUCUGGGUAUAGAAUAUAAAAGCAGAGACUACGUGUGAGAAAAAUCUACUCCAGCUCAUCGUCUUCCUGCCCUCCUCUCCUGCCACAACUGCACAAAUUAUUUAUAUUCUUAACCUUGACACUGGAGAACUUUUGGUGUAUUAGAAAUUACGGCUCAGACUGUAUUUCACGACCACUUUUUUCUUGUUUUAUUCAUGCUCUCCCUUUUCUCUUACUCUGUCUUGUUCCUACUUCUCCUCUUCCCUCUUCUCUUUAUCCUUGCUUUCUUCCUGUUUUUCCUGUUGCUCAGUUUGCUCUUAGCUUCUGUGUGCAUUCUUUUCUGUUUUCUCCUCUGCCUUCCCAUAGUUAUCCUUUUCCUUGCUACUGCCCUACUGUUGCUAAGGUUCCUUAUGUUUCUCUCUAUCCUUCUCCCUCCUCCCCUUAUACUUCUAAUCGGUGACCUGGGAUUGUGACCAGCGUGGCUCAGAGCAGACAGCAGGUGCUGUGUUGAGAUGUUUUACCUUGGGACAGAGGGCAACAUAACAAAACCAUUGUCAAAAAAUAAAUCCCAAAAAAAUGCAAGAGGGAAACAGAUUAUAGAAUUAUUGCCAGCCCUCUGAAAGCAUAAACAUCUGAUCCAGCUGUCUUUGAUUCUGACAAAUUAACAUGGGAAAGAGUUCACCCUCCAGAAGUGAUGUAUAAUUUUGGGCUGCUGAUUUAUUUGCUUGAUCUUGUCAAGGGGAUGGGCAUACCCUCUGUUACAUCUCAUCAAAUAAGCACUUGAUACAUCUGUCUGAAUAACCUUGGUAUCUAAACCAGCUACGUCAAAAAUAAAGGCUAUUUUAUAAAAAGCAGGAUUUACAUUUUCUGGCUCUGCAUUGCAAAGUUGCAACCAAUGCUACAAUUGUUCAUCUACAUUAGGACUUAGUCUAAUGGUGCAAAGAGAAACCCGUGUCUCCGUGUCUUAGCUACAUCACAUUUGUGAACUACAGUAAAUCCUUCAUGAGUGCCACAGCUGGGGGAUACAGCCUCCCAUGCAGGAACUCCCACACUGCCACCCUUCUUCACUGACUCAUCAGUCUCAAAUGCAGUAUUACAGCUUGAAGCUGUGUUUGAAGGUAAACUCCCAACUAUAUUCUUUUCUUCUACGGGUUUGCAUCUCCUCUCUCUCCCAAUCCCCUUUCAGAUACCACUGGAGGAACAGUUUUGUAAACUAAAAACAUUAUGCAGAGGCCAAGCCAAGAAAUGGCAAAGGCAGACUUCACAG